Messenger RNA from Malaya genurostris, 3276 nucleotides. RefSeq names its product solute carrier family 35 member F5. The transcript has 8 exons. Gene Ontology annotation, cellular component: membrane. Lineage: Eukaryota; Metazoa; Arthropoda; Insecta; Diptera; Culicidae. The record is from RefSeq and is a predicted model, not a curated record. Gene Ontology annotation, biological process: regulation of peptide transport. Bases 613 to 1935 code for a protein of 440 amino acids.
GUCGUCUGUCUGCCAGCCUGCCUGCCUGUCAGAGUGGCAGUUUCGUUUGUCAUCCGGCGGAGUUCGAUAUGGACGAUAUGUAUGUUUGCAUUAGCGAAAAAGUGAAAAUUACCUAAACUAAUUGCUUCCUUGUUUGCUGUCGGGCAAAUUGCUAAAACGAAUGAAAGUUAGUGUUUUCCAGCGAAGAAACUUGAUUCGUUUGAAAUCAGCCAAUUCUGUGAACGGUGUUUUAUGUUGAUAUGUUUCAUUCAGAAAAGAUAGUAAUCUAAGAUGUCCAGUGCAAGGGAAUCCUGAAGUUUGGAGAACCAUAAACAACUUGCUUAUACGCUGCUGGGUCCUUUGUGGGAUGUGAUGUUUUCAAAGCAGUAUUAUACUGAUGCCGAUGAUGACGGAAAUGUCGAGUAUAUGCGGAUAGGAAUUGAACUGUUGAAUGAGUCAACCGAAAUACGAAUAAUUACUGCUUUCAAGAGAACUGAGUACUGACAAGCCAAAACAAAAGCUAAACGCAAAAAAAAAACAAUUUAUCAGCAAAACUCACUGCAGAAGCACAAAAACCAAAUUGGACAACUAAGGACUUGAUUAUUAGCGUCAUUUAAACUGCAGACUAAUGAAAUGUUAAAUAAGGUACAAAAGCUGAUAUUAGGGAUAGUCUUAUUGGUGCUUGUCGACAUUAUUUGGGUAUCAUCGAGUGAGCUAACAAAGUUUUUGUACGAAAAUGAGAACUACGAUAAGCCAUUUUUCUGCACCUACUUUAAGGCAUCAAUGUUCACAGUUUACUUGGUGUUCCUGGGGCUUAUUGCGCCAUGGAAGGAGAGCUGUAAUCGAACCGGGAGCUAUGCGUUGAUGGAAACCACAGAGGAGGACGACAAUUUCUAUGGGAAUGGAGCUUCUAGUUUGAGCGAUUCGUCCUUCGUCCCAAUCAAAGCGGAAUCCCAGGUAUCCGGAACGGAGAGUGACGAUUCCAGUAUACGGAGCGUACGGUUCAGCAAAGUUGCCGAGGUCCGCGAGAUGUCGCCCCACGAGGCAACAGAAGCCCUCAUGUCACGACUUUCGUACGCUGCUAGUUUGCGUGUACGACGCCAAAAAACUCACCACAAAACUGCGCGAACUGCACUGAUGUUUUCGAUUUUGUGGUUUAUUGCAAACUACAUGUUCCAGUUGGCCUUAGAACCAAGCGAAACGGCAAUGGUGACAUUACUGAGUUCUACUUCCAGCUUUUUCACCUUAAUUUUGGCCGCCAUGUUUCCGUCGUCGUGUGGUGACAAGCUCACCGUGUCGAAAAUAUUUGCAGUACUGUUUAGUAUUGCAGGGGCCGUUAUGGUUUCAAUCUCGGAAAUUAAUGAACCCAAAAUGUCACGGGGAAUCAUUUUGGCAAUAAUGAGCGCCUUUUUCUACGCCUCGUAUUUAGUGCUAGUCAAGCGGAAAAGUGACACAGAGGAGAAGAUAAAUAUUCCACUUUUCUUCGGAUUUGUAGGAAUGUGGAAUCUGUUGCUGCUGUGGCCUCUACUUUUCGUACUUAAUUUCUCCCAGCUGGAAGUGUUCGAGCUGCCAACGCGGAAACAAUUUUUAGUGUUGUUUCUCAACGGGCUUAUCGGGACUGUAUUAUCCGAAGCUCUGUGGUUGUGGGGAUGUUUUCUCACCUCAUCACUGAUCGGAACGGUUGCCAUCUCGUUACAAAUUCCGAUGGCGAUGCUGUUUGAUAUGGUGCUCCAUGGGAAAACCUACCCACUGAUGUUCUAUCUCGGUUCGUUACCGAUGUUUCUGUCACUAGUAUUCGUAGCGUUCCUAGUGAAGUUUGAUGACUCAGAUCCUUUGCUCAAGUUCUUCAAGCUGAUCUACCGACGGCUUCGACACUGUCGGAAAGCAAACAUCGUUCGAAUUCCUGACCUUGAGGAACAGCACGAGUCGUUGAUCGACGAUAGUCACGAGAACUAGCCCGCAGAUCCGAUCUGUUUGGACUCACUUCAGUAGCAGUUAUGUACAGUUCAAUGUGUGAUGUGUAUGCAAUUGGUUGGAGUUGCAAAUAGGAAUUGCAGAAGUCUUCUGUGUUUAAGUUUUUAUGUUCUGUUGGCAGUACUGUCAUUUUAGAUAAAUUAUUUUACCUUCACCGAAACAGAGAUAGCAUGCAAUUAAAACGGAAGAAGCGAUAGUGAUUAUAUGAUUGAAUGUGUUAGUUUUACUAUUUGCUGGUUUUAAAACAAGUAAUCAUAAAAAGUCGUCCCAUGAUCGUUAAACGAUAAAAUUGAUUGAUAACCGGGCGUUUUCGAUGUAUAUAACACAUUUUUAGUUUGAUCAAAAUUUUGGUUUCGUUCUGGUAUUAUUUGUUUCGACUAGUAUAAUCUCGAUGGCUCGGAAUCCAAGUGUGUAGUACAUCAGGUUCCGUAAAAUGCAAAGCGUUUCGUAUGUUCAUGAGUCAUAUUUUAUUUCUAGGAUCAAUUGUUUUUAGAUGUUAGAGAUUAAUGUAAAAAUAUUUGAUACGGAGUUUUCUUUAAAAAAAUAAGAAAAACACAGAAAUUAACAGUGCUAUUUAUUACUUUAUAUAUGAUAUAUGAACAAGUCAUAGAUAGAUAUGGUUUUAGCACAAAUGACGCAUUUCAGAAAUGUUUUCCUUAAAACUUAUUAACUAGGGUUUGAUGUCUAAUGCAAACAUGAUACAACUGAGAAAAAUCUAAAGCCACUAUUUAGGCUACAACACCAUACGAGUAUUUCAUAUGUAUAUUUUUGUGAAGAAGAAAUGGAAAAUCUCCCGAUAAAUAUAGUUCUUUGUCGUUCCGUUGUCCAAUUUCAUCAGUUGAUUAAGCUUUUCCAAAUGUCCAUGUAGGUUUACUUAUUACGAUUAGCACCAAUUCCUGUACUAAUAGUAUGUGUGUAGUUAUUUAGGCAAUAUACUCGAAAUCUAUGCAACUGUCACUACGUAUUACAGUAAAACAUGUUUAACCUAUAGCACCUAUGCACUCUACACCCAACUACAUUCCUAUAUAGGUUAGACUCUCGAGAGAAGUCUUAUUUGUGAUAAACUAGUUAAGAUAUACAGUAAAUAGAGCAUUCUUCUAGCGGAUAGAAGUUUAAUAAAAACCCCUGUUUUACACGUGCUAGCGAGAGCUAACUUAUACUCAUGAAACAAACACUAAAGGCAAAAAAAAAAAUAAAGAUCACCCAAAGUGUGUCUCUCACUGCAAAAGACUAAGGAUUUUCGAACAAUAAUGAAACAGAACCCAAUUCACAAAUAAAUAAUCUGAACAAAAAUAUUCACAAAAAACCUGUUUUAAUUCAUCU